CACCACCGCUGAAAAGCAGAUAGCCAGGCCUCCCCUGCAGUCAGCAUCCAUCACCGGCAGACAGGCGCCUGGUGCGCGCACGUCAACAUCAACGGCAGGUAAUUGGAUUCCCUUUGGUUUCUGGAUCGAUGCAGGUCAUAUCCCUGCAUCAGUCAUCAGAUGGGGAUGUACGCGGCGCUCCGUGUAGCGCAAUGGGUGGUGGGCAAGGCACUAGCCCCCGUUGCCGACGGCGUGCUGGGGGCUUGGGCAGACACCAAGAACUUUGGUCCCAACGUCGAGGCCCUCAGCACGGAACUGCUGUGGGUGAAGGCCACGCUCGAACAAGCUGCCCUCAAGGAGCUUGGUGGGCCGGCAAUGGAGAUGCUGUUGCAAAAGUUGCUGGACCUGGCGCACAAUGCUGAAGACUUGCUGGACGAGUUGGACUACUUCCGCAUCCACGACGAGCUCCAUGGCACGUACGAUGCUGCUGACAAGCACGGCGAGGGUUCUGUUCGCAACCUUGCCCUCAAUGCUCGCCACACUGCCAAAGCUGUUGGAAAACUGGUCAAUUGUUGCGCUUGGCAGCGUGCUAAGCGCCAUCAGAGGUCAUGCAACAAUUCCUCCUCAGCGCCAAAUGCCAAUCAGGAGGUCAGCGGAUGCAUGCCCAAGCUCGGUAAACUUCUCCCUUGCUCAUGUUUCCCACAUCCACAUGUUGGUGAUGGCAAUCGUGGCAAUGAGCAAGAAACACCAAAGCUUGAGUUUAAUAGGGUUGAUUUGUCUCGAAGGAUGAAGGGCAUUGCAGAGAAACUGCAGCUUAUGCGCAAUGAGGUUAGCAAGAUUCUGAUACAUUGUGGCCCUAGAACAGUCCCAGAUAUUACCCAGAUCCGUCCUAUCACCAAAGGUCGAAUUGAUGAACCAAAACUGUAUGGGAGGGACCAUGUCAUGAAUAGCAUCAUACAUGAUAUCAUCGAGGGUCAAUACUGUGACAAGGGUCUAACUGUACUUCCGGUUAUUGGUCCGGGGGGAAUGGGGAAGACAACUCUGAUACAACACAUAUAUACCAACCAACAAGUGCAGAAUCAUUUUCCAGUCAGGAUUUGGAUAUGUGUGUCAUUCAAUUUCAACCUGGAUAAGGUGCUUGAAGAGAUUAAAAGAUAUACCCCUGCAGUUGAAGGUGAAAAAGACUGUAUUAGAGCAGAAGAGCUGAUUGAACAAAGACUAAAAUCCACAAGGUUCUUACUUGUAUUGGAUGAUAUAUGGGAGUUUACUGAUGUGGACGACUGGAAAAAACUAUUGUUGCUACUGGGCAAGUCGCAAGAAAAGGGUUCCAUGAUUCUAGUCACGACUCGGCAAAAAGAAAUAGCAGACCAGGUUAAGAAAAUCGAAGAGCCAAAAGAACUGAACAGGUUAGAUCCUGAAGAGUUUAGGAAGUUAUUCCUUGUAUACGUUUUUGAUGUUGAGCAAUAUCCGAGGGAUAAACAUCAUUUGCUUCACAUUGGAGAUGAGAUAAUGGAAAAAUUAAAAGGCUCCCCUCUUGCUGCAAAGACCGUUGGUAGAUUACUGAGAAGAGACCCUAGUUUGGCUCACUGGAGAAGGGUUCUAAACAGUAAACAAUGGGGGAAACAGACCAAUGGAAUUAUGUCUGCCUUGAAGCUUAGCUAUGAAUUUCUUCCUUUCUAUCUGCAACAAUGUUUUUCCUAUUCCGCAUUGUUUCCUGAAGAUUACCCUUGCAGAAGCCAUGAGCUCAUUAGCCUAUGGAUUGGACUAGAUACUUUGAUACCUACUGAUGAAGACCCAACUUUUGAAGGUAUAGGUUUGAGCAACAUAAAAGAGUUAAUCAACCAUGGAUUUUUCAGAGAAGAGGAAACUGUUGAUCGUCCGCGUUAUGUCAUGCAUGACCUACUGCAUGAUUUAGCAUUGAAGGUUGUAUCACAUGAUUGUGUUAGUUUUCCUCUCCCUAAUGUUGGAUUAGUAAAAGUUCAGCCAUCAACGCGUCACUUGUCCAUAAGCACAGAGAAAUUGGGUGAAUAUGAUGUAGUGUCUGGUGAAAAAUUAAUAAGUGAAUUGGAAGAAUUGAAGACAACAUUGAAAGUUGAGCAUUUGCAAACACUGAUGUUAUUUGGGAGAAUGCAUGAAUGUUUUGCCAAGAUAUUUUGCGAAUUUUUUGCGGAAGCAACUGCUCUUCGUGUUCUUUAUUUGCCCAUGGGGUCUGUGUUACAUACCUUUUCAGGACUUAUCCACCUACGAUUCCUAUGUCUAGGGACACGGAAUAUUCGAGUUCAUUUACCACUUAGAAUCUCUAAAUUUUAUCAUUUAAGGGUUCUAGAUCUUGAGAUGUGGUAUGGCAUUGGUGAUUUUCCCGAAGACAUGAGCAAGCUUGCCAAAUUAUGCCAUUGUUAUAUCCCAAGACGAAGAUAUGCAGAGCUUUGUUUUGAUAUUUAUGAUGUGAGAAAACUUAAACUCUUGGAAAAGUUAAAGGUAUUUCGUGUCAAUAAGAAGAGUGAAGGAUUUGAACCAAAGCAAUUAGAGUAUUUGACCAAGCUAUGGGAGCUUGGCAUCUACAACCUUGAGAAAAUACAUAUAGGAGACGAGGCAGCUGAAGCAAAACUGAUUGAGAAAAAGUUCAUGAGGAGGUUAACAUUGGACUGGGAUAGUGAGCGGUCUGAUGUUGAGCCCGAUGUGGAAGAAGUGGUUCUUGAGAGUCUUCAACCUCAUGGAGAUCUUCAGGUGCUGUGCAUUAGAGGGUAUGGAGGCCCUUCUUGUCCAACAUGGCUGGGUGAUUUGUGGGAUCUUCAUGAACUAAGGUUGAAGGAUAUGGCCAGACUGAAGGAGUUUAUUAUAGGGAAAAGCUUUUGCGUGCUAAUAAAGCUUGAACUCAUUGGCCUAGCAAGUUUCGAAAAAUGGGUUUACCCAACUGAACUAGAAUCAUCCCUGGGUGGAGAGGUGUUGCCAACAGAUGCUCAUAUGUUCCCUCUCUUGCAAGUGUUGAUUAUUAAAAAGUGCCCGAAACUCUCGGUGUUGCCUUUUUCAGACCACAUUGUUUCCUCAUAUUGGUUUCCCAAACUACAAGAGCUUGAAAUACAUGACUGUCCAGAAUUCUCGUCAGUGAUUCCCAUCUCCUGGAUUGAAAGUCUGCGUCGUGUCAUAAUACGACAUGUAAAGAUGCUAAUGGAGUUUACAUACUCAAAAUUGUCUGCUGGAGUAGAAUUCGAAAUUAUUGGAGAGUAUGAUGUGCAUAGCUUAGACCAAGUGUUGGCUUUCGAUAAAGAAAUAGGCCUUGAGAAGCUGACACUGUCAAGGUGUCCACCUCUAGAGUUGAAGAACCUUCUGAUGCUAACCUCGCUGAAGACAUUGAUUGCAGGAAAUUCAGUCAGUCUGGUUGGACCACUAGGAGGUCAGGAUGGCCUCGAAUGGCACCUCCCUAUUGAGUAUAUGAGGAUCAAGGGCUUGGAUGGUUAUAGUGGGAAGGAAUUGACAGAGCUCCUCCCCCACCUCCCAAGGCUCUCCAAAUUGGAAAUAAGUUAUUGUAAAAACAUAAAAAAGCUGGUAGUUGGGAUGGGUCUGCAACAAACAACAUCCACAACAUCAGAGGUGGAGGAAGAUGAAAUAACAACGGCAGAAGAGGAAGAGGAUGAUGGGGUGCUGCUCUUCCCAGCUACUCUAUGUGACUCACUACGGGAAUUGGACAUGUCUUUCUGCCUAGGUAUUGUCCUGGUGGACCAACCAACUCUUGUUUCUGGAGGAGCAUGGCUUCAAGCCUUGCGAUCCCUCCAGACUUUAAGCAUAAAGUGUUGCCGAAAGUUUUUAUCCACCUUCUCAUUUUCCCGUCACCUUUUCCCUUCCUCCCUGCAGUUCCUGACACUUUGGUAUGUGAAAGGCAUGCGGACACUGGAGCCCCUCUCAAACCUCUCCUCUCUUACCCGAUUAGAAUUGUUGAAUUGUGGGGAGGAUCUAAAAUGUCAGGGCUUGCAGUCUCUCAUUACCACCGGGGGGCAGCUCAAUGAAUUAGAAGUCAGGGGCAGCCAUAGGUUCUUUGCUGGUUGGGAUCCUGUUGAAGGAGAAGAGCAGCAGCCACAUCUUAUUUCAUCCAAACUGCAGGCGCUCAGGACGGAUGACGUGGUGGGCCUUUUUGCUGCACCCAUCUGCAGCUUCCUCUCUCCCGCCCUCACCGAGCUGCAACUUUCGGGAGAGAGCUUUUUGUUCCCCUUUUUCGCGAUGGAGCGUUUCAGCAAGAAGCAAGAAGACGCCCUUCAACUCCUCUCCUCCCUCCAACAACUUGCGUUUUGGAGUUUCGACGACCUUCAGCAACUCCCUGCAAGGCUGGGCAAUCUUGCCAGACUUAAAACAUUAUCAAUCUACAAGUGUCCAGCCAUGUCAUCGUUGCCCAACGAUGGCCUCCCUGAAUCACUGCAAGAGUUAAGGGUCAGCUUGUGUGGGAAGCUAGAAGAGCAGUGCAGGGAGUUAGUAAAUACCAUCCCCAAAAUCAUAAUAGAAUGAUCCAAGGACAAUUCCUUGGGUUUCCCUAGUACUCCCUCGUUCUCCCCAACAACAAAUAUUAUGGUACAGAGGGAGUACAUUCUUCUAGCCUUGUAGAGCUCUUCCCUUUCCAUACAUACAUCCACACUCUUGCGACAUGCAUGACAUGAGGGUCUUGUGGCUGCUGUCUUCCUUCCUGUACAAAAAUCUGGCGUUUGUUUGAUCUUAUAGGCUUCUUCAUAUUUUGCCUACGCUAGAAGCAGCGUGGCCUGAAGCUAUCUGAAGUGUUGUGAUGUUACUUGGAAGUUGCUGUGAUGAGUAUAUCAUUCACGUUCAUACUGUGUGUGUGAUGGAAUCAGACUGCUGCUUCUGAAGAAAUCAACACUUUUCAUGCUGUUAACUGAAAGAAAUCGACACCCAGCAGCCAAUUGGCGCCAAACCUGUCGGGCUCACCGUCAACCGUAUGAUCUUCAUCUAACGGCAGCCUGCCGCUUCUCUCGGAGCUACGACACACCACCACCCUUGCGGGAGCACACGAUCGAGAUCGAUCAUGGCCAAAUUAAGGCAGUGAAGUUCCAAGAUGGCAUCAUUACCAGAGAGGAGAGGAGCACCAUUUACUGAACUUUGCGCAUCGAGCUGCCCAAUACGCUCUUCAAAUGAUGAACUACUUCUUCACCAUCGAUUACAUGAUCUUGUGCUCCAGACUUGGUAGCAGAAGUAUCAGUCGACCGCCUCUGGGAAGAUGACCAAGGUGAUAGUGCUCUAUGGAAUUUGCGCAGAACCAUGCAAUUCCAAUCCAAGUUUACCAUCAGGCCUUCAUCAUGCAGUUGUUAAGCUUCUUUUGUUGUACAAACUGAAGUUUCUCUUGUGAAGCGCACAUUCAUUCAUAUUAGACAUUCUAUGUA
Messenger RNA from Hordeum vulgare subsp. vulgare (domesticated barley), 5360 nucleotides. RefSeq names its product putative disease resistance protein RGA4. Gene Ontology annotation, molecular function: ADP binding. The coding region runs from base 160 to 4476 and encodes 1438 amino acids. NCBI's taxonomy places the organism in Eukaryota, Viridiplantae, Streptophyta, Magnoliopsida, Poales, Poaceae. Gene Ontology annotation, biological process: defense response to other organism. The record is from RefSeq and is a predicted model, not a curated record. The transcript is spliced from 6 exons.